UUUGAAUUUUUUUAAAAAACUUUAUAUAUCAGGCAGAUGGUGGAAUUUCUGGAUAAGAAGUGUAUUCAAGGGUAAAAGACAUGACAUCCCCCGAUGUUAAAACCUACCGAAAAUGCUGUGAAGCACUUUGUUAAUUUCUCAUCAUAUAUAACUUCAGGGAAGAAUGGAACAAACAAUCCGGUAAUCCUUACCCCGAAUGCCCAAACUUUGCUCUCUGUAUUGAUCAAAAAAAGGAGCAGUUUUGUGCCACAGGAGAACCCCUAUUUGUUUGGAUUCAACAAAUCAUGUACCCUGAGGGGUUAUAUAAUUCUGAACAAGAUGUAUGAUGAAGCGGGAUUAAAGUUCCAAGCGGCCCUGGAUAGAAGAAAAUAUUUAAAUACCAAAUAUGCGUCCAUGAACCCAUCGGAAUCACAGACCAAGUCCAUGGCUCAGUAAGUUUAUAUCACUGUAUUUUAAUCUUGAUUUUUAUCUUCAAUAAGCAUCCGAUCUGCUGAACUUUGUUUUGUCUGAAGUGUGGACAUCGAAUUUGUGAAGGAUUUAGGGUUUAUUGAAAAUAUAUUACUGUUUAACUAGGCUAUCAGUCUUCUAUUUAAAAUGUUAACUGUUGCUCAAAAUUCCACAUUCUCUCACUAUAAUAACAUUUUUU
Messenger RNA from Eurytemora carolleeae, 646 nucleotides. RefSeq lists its product as uncharacterized. Bases 94 to 435 code for a protein of 113 amino acids. Lineage: Eukaryota; Metazoa; Arthropoda; Copepoda; Calanoida; Temoridae. The record is from RefSeq and is a predicted model, not a curated record. The transcript is spliced from 4 exons.